Molecule: messenger RNA, 2361 nt
Organism: Cyclocybe aegerita
Lineage: Eukaryota; Fungi; Basidiomycota; Agaricomycetes; Agaricales; Hemipholiotaceae
Source: the annotation of a GenBank genome assembly
AUGGCCGACCUCCUGUUGUCAGCUUUGCCGAGCAGCAUAAAUAGAGGCUGGAAUAGAUUCGUGAACCCCUCUACCCAAGAAGACCUCCGCAAGACAGCCCUCAAGAAGCACCGCCAUCGUCAACAUCCCCAACCCCAACCACCGCCCACCGUCGCCAACCCCCAUCCACACACACCGACUCAGCAACCCUCAAGUAUGUUGACGACUCCCAAGAAGAUCUUUUCCCGCCUUCCCUUCUACUCUCCUCUCAACUUCGUCCGCACACGCGGAUCGCCCGCUGUCUCCCCGCAAACCAGUCCUGCCAGACAGGACGCCGCACCUGCCACUCCUUACACCCCAUUCACUCCAAAGACCCCCGCGCGUAGGCGCUACUACGCAGCCGCCGACCCCUUCAGCCCCUCGCCUCGCAUUCGCCCCCACAAGACCCGCGAGCACCGCGUCGGCGGCGUACGCAACACCCGCUCGUUGAACGAGCUUCGCAAGGAGCGCUCCUUCCAUGCUAUCGAGAAGGACCAAGCGCUCUCCCGGGCCCGCGAGACAUCGCAGUUCCCGCACCUUAACGAGCGCGUCGGACUCGUCAUGGGUGCCGUUCAAAGGCCCAGCACCAUCACCAGCGAGGACCACGUCUUUACUGAGCAGUUCCAUCAGCUCGGCUUGGACCUCGAUCACCUCCUCGCGACUAAGGGAGGCGAUACGGCUACCCCCACCGACCCUACCGACCCCGAGGCGCAGGACCAAGCGCCCGCCACACCUAUCCCGAAGGCCAAUUACGAGAUCCGCCGCGAGAGGGAGCGCCUGGAGCGCCUGGCCCGUCAGAAGGAAGCGAGGGAGCGUGUACUGAGGGAGGCGUUAAAGGAGGAGGAAGAGCGUCGGCGUCAGGCCGAGCUUCGUCGACAGCGCGAGAAGGCGGAGUUCGAGAGGAGGAAGAGGGAGUUGGAGGUGCUGGAGAAGCGGGAGCGGUUGAGGAGGAUCGCAGAGGAGGAAAGAAAGAUCGCAGAUCUCAUCCGACAGCGCCAGGAGGAGGAGGCAAGUCGCCGGGCGGCCGCGGCUCGGGCUGAGGAGGAGCGUCGGGCUCAUCAACAGCACGCAGCCCAGGAACGCCUCCAUCAAGCAUGGGCUGCGCGGGAGGCUGAACGCCUGCGCCACGUGCACGAAGAGCAUCUCCGCAAGGUUGCCGCUGACCUCGAGAAGCAGAGGGCCGAGCGUGCGCACCGCGAGGCCGUCGAGGCAGCCCGCGCUGAGGCUGAGAGGCUGUCGAAGCACUACGCAGAGCUCCAGGCGCAGCGGGAGGCGGCCGCGCGUGUGGAGAUGGAGGCGCGCAUGCAGGCCGAGCAGGAUGCGCGGGUCCGUGCGCAGAUGGAGGCCCGCUUGCAGGAGCAGCAGGCUCAUUUUGCACAGAUCACCGCCGCUUUGCACGAACGCAUGCGGCAGCUCGUCGCUGAGGCCCAAGCAGCAGCCGAGGCCUCUGUCGCUCACGCGGCCUGGCAACAAUUCCUCCACGCUCAGCACGAGGCUAAUCGCGAGCAGGAGAAGUACUGGUAUCAGCAGCAGCAGCAAGCUCAGCAAGAACAACAGCAGCGCGCUCAGUAUGAACAGCAACAGGCCCACUAUCAGCAGCAGCAAGCUUAUUUCGAGCAGCAGCGGGCCUUCUACGAGCAACAGCGGCAAGAACAAGCUCGCUACCAGCAGUACGAUACCGACAUUCCGAUGGGAGAACCCUCCAUCCGCCUAGAAAGGGACGCGUCUAUGCAUGACGUACAAGACGACACGCCUCCUCAGACUUCUCAGGCUUCUCAGACUCCUCCUCCAACCCGUCCAGCAUCUCCAAUUUCCCAAGCAUCUCAGACUCCUCCACCUCGUCCAGCAUCUCCAGUCUCUCCAGAAUCUCAGACGACUCCUCCAACUCGUCCAGCAUCUCCAGUUUCCCCAGCAUCUCCGAUAUCCCCUCCUCCACCCUCGACGCCUUCAACGUCACCCCCUCCGUAUUCUUCCCCAACUCCACCACCCGCACCUUCGACUCCCUUGGAGUGGUACAAACACCACGAGGCCUGCUACGACAACUUCAGGCGAGGCGUCGUUCCGCAGACCUUCCGCGAGGUCCCCUGGCCUGUCUUCGGAUUCGUCGACAGCAUAGAUGACCUCGUGAAGGAACGCAUCUGGGAGUACGUCUUUAACCCGCACCGCCCAGGCCACGAGAAGCGCAAUAGGCGCAUGAUGGCGACACACGAAGUCAGAAAGUGGCAUACCGAUAAGUUCUUCCCUGCAGUGUUGGCAAAGGCCGACCCGGCGCUCCAGGCAGCCAUUGAGGCAGCGGCCAACGUUGUCACCGAUUAUCUGGUCCAGGAGCGCAACAAAUCGUGA